UAUCAGCCAAUAGCGGAAGUAGGACUGCGCCGUAGUAACCAAUCAGAGAUCACUUCCUCAUUGCGGCCUGUUGUGCAUCUCUGUGUGUGUUUGUCCGCCACGGCCUCCCUUGCGUGGCUCUGGCUGGGUGAGUAAAGAGGCGGGGAGGGAAUGGUGUAGCACCCAGGACGCUGUGAUACCACCCGACGGGAAUGUGAAACUUUAGGAACCGAAGCCACCCACAAGACGCCCCAAAAUACUUGGUUUCUCAUGGAAGCAGAUGGAUUUGUGAGGAGGCGUCGGAUGACAGCGGAGACUGCAGGAAAUGAUCCCGGGGUUGCUGGUGCAUCUGCCGGGGCAGAAGUUCGGUGGCUCGGGGUCAGAUUCUGGGGAGUUUCUGAAAGUAUCGUGGGAAGCCUGACACCCAGGAUCGGAGGGGAAACGGAGCUGCAGACUGUUGAUUUCAUCCGCAGUGCACAAGAUGCACAAGCGGAGGACACUGAGCCGGACUAUGAGGGUUUGCCACAGGGAGCCUCCACCAGCACCCACAUGUUGGCUGGAGCCGUGGCCGGGAUCAUGGAGCAUUGCCUCAUGUUCCCCAUCGACUGUGUCAAGACACGCAUGCAGAGCCUCCAGCCUGACCCCGCAGCCCGCUACAGGAAUGUGAUGGAUGCUCUUCGCCGAAUUGUUGCCACUGAGGGAGUCUGGCGGCCGAUGAGAGGGCUGAAUGCGACCGCAGUUGGGGCGGGACCUGCCCAUGCCCUCUAUUUUGCCAGCUAUGAGAAACUCAAAAAGACUCUAAGUGAUGUCAUUCACCCAGGGGCUAACAGUCAUUUGGCUAAUGGAACAGCUGGGUGUGCGGCCACACUGCUUCACGAUGCAAUCAUGAACCCAACUGAAGUUGUGAAGCAGCGCAUGCAGAUGUAUAAUUCGCCCUACCGCGGCGUGAAGGACUGUGUACGCGCCGUGUGGCAGAAAGAGGGCCCUGCUGCGUUCUACCGCAGCUACACCACCCAGCUCACCAUGAACGUGCCCUUCCAGGCGCUCCACUUCAUGACCUAUGAGUAUCUUCAGGAGCUGCUCAACCCCCAAAGACAGUACAACCCCUCAUCCCACAUGUUGUCCGGAGCUUUGGCGGGUGCCAUCGCGGCUGCGGCCACCACACCUCUGGACGUCUGCAAGACCCUGCUCAACACCCAGGAGUCUCUAGCCCUCAGCUCCCAAGGCCAAGGAGCCCACAGACACAUCUCAGGCCUGGCCCACGCCUUCAGGACUGUUUACAGGCUGGGCGGCCUGCAGGGCUUCUUCAAGGGAGUCCAGGCGAGGAUCAUCUACCAGGUGCCCUCCACAGCCAUCAGCUGGUCGGUCUAUGAGUUCUUCAAGUAUGGACUCACCAAGCACCAGCACAACAAGAGGAAAGCGCAGCACAUGGAGGCUGAGAUCUAGAUAUCUCUUUGGUUCACUCUCCUCUUACAUUGUUCUGUCCUCCCUGUGAGGAGAAGAUUAAGUCAAUACGCACAUAGAAUCUGACUAAAAUCCACCUCAGUUGUCCAUUACUUUUCAGACAUAGUAGAUAAGAAAGACCUCUUCAAAGACAAUUUGAGUAGUUAAAUUUCUGCUAAGCUAAUUCAAGACUAGGUGUGGUUUGAGUUAUGUUGUUCAUCUACUCUAGAAGAAACAUUUACAUAGUAUUAAAGAAGUAGUUAAUCAUUCGAGAUUUAAUCUUUCAAGCUAUUCUAUUGACCACUACAUUUGUCCAAGCUGAGGAUAAUGUCAGGAGCGCACAAGUUUUGAGUUGGAAAGGUAGGCAGCAGAGGGCAGUAGUGCUACCCUGUUAACUCCCUUGUAGUUUCAUAAGUUUUGCUGUCCUAGAACCCCCCCCCCCCCCAGGAUCAAGAUCCCUCUCUGGAUUAAUCAAUAAACACUUCUAUCUCACCAAGUCAAGUUCACUAACUAUUUUCUUUUAUGAAAUACAUUAUCGAUUUGAUCCAAUUUAAAAGUGUUUGAGCAAUUUAGAAAAUCAAAGGCAAAUUGUUCCUGGCGGACAACAUUUUGUUGCACACAUUAAUUUCCUGGCAUGGAUCUGUUUCCAGAUACCUCUGUUGUGGUGCAAUGAGACCCUUCCAACAUGGCAACUCAAAGUUGAGAGCAAAAGAUAAGAUCAUCACAAAAUGUAGUCCAGUAGUUUUGAAUUUGAUGAUUUCAAUGAUUAACAAAAGGUACUAUUGACCAGAUUUGGGGUUCCCUUUUUCUUUUUUUCUUUUGGCAGUUAAGGGAAUAAUGAUUAUUUUUUGUCCCACUUUUAAAUGUUGAAGUCUAAGAAUUUUUUUUCCACAUAAUUUCAUUGGGCAUAAAAUGCAAAUAUUCAGUAGCUAUGGGGAUUCUGAUGAGUGUGUUUAAUUUAUUUUUAAUGAUUUUGAUUCCUUAAAUGGUAUUUUAUUUCCAGCAAAUAAAUUGCUUUAAACUUUCCCUUUUAGUUUCCCUCCGUUUAUGCAUUUAAUCCACCUGUGAUCAUCCAAAUACACACCAUUAAUGCCUUGUGUACAUGGUUGGCAGAACUAACCAGGGCAACAUAAAAAUGGCCAUUUCUGUCCAUUAACUAAAGCUAUCAUCUUGUUUUCAGCUUGUGAACUACUGACAUUCAAUAUCUGUGCUUUACAGCAAAGGCUGUGUUCAUUGUACUGUGCCCAAAAGGAGUUCAGUAUACCACAAGAUAUGUAUCUGUACCCCCAUUGAGUACACAUAAAUGGAAGCUGUCAUUCUUAUUGAUUGAUGUCUGAUUGUUUCCGACACUGAAUUGCACUCGUUGAAUAAAGACUGAGAAGUGGGGCUCUACUCACUGCUCAUAAAUGAUGGGA
Molecule: messenger RNA, 2837 nt
Organism: Anoplopoma fimbria (sablefish)
Lineage: Eukaryota; Metazoa; Chordata; Actinopteri; Perciformes; Anoplopomatidae
Gene: slc25a28
Product: solute carrier family 25 member 28
Exons: 4
Coding region: 250-1425 (391 amino acids)
Biological process (GO): iron import into the mitochondrion
Cellular component (GO): mitochondrial membrane
Molecular function (GO): ferrous iron transmembrane transporter activity
Source: RefSeq, a predicted model, not a curated record